Molecule: messenger RNA, 2485 nt
Organism: Gaeumannomyces tritici R3-111a-1
Lineage: Eukaryota; Fungi; Ascomycota; Sordariomycetes; Magnaporthales; Magnaporthaceae
Product: cytosolic Fe-S cluster assembly factor NBP35
Exons: 1
Coding region: 170-1201 (343 amino acids)
Biological process (GO): iron-sulfur cluster assembly
Cellular component (GO): cytosol
Molecular function (GO): ATP binding; ATP-dependent FeS chaperone activity; 4 iron, 4 sulfur cluster binding
Source: RefSeq, a predicted model, not a curated record
GCCCGUCCGACGGCCCUCCGAUCAGUGCUGGAUUUCAAAUCAUCGAUUUCUACCCCCUCCUCGAUGGUGCUUUAGCCGUUGAAGAAAACCAGAGGCCGCACCAAGCCCGUAAAUUGAAGCGCAGAGACCAUAGAGAGCUGGCCAGCAAGCACCCAGCGAGCUCUCGGAGAUGUCGCCCACACUCGAAGCACCCGAGCCGGUCCAGGAUGUUCUAGCCAACCCACUCAAGGCCAAGCCUCAGCUCGUUGCGCCGGAACCGGAGCACUGCCCGGGGCCCGAGUCCGAGAAGGCCGGGACGGCCGACUCGUGCGCCGGCUGCCCGAACCAGCAGAUCUGCGCGUCGGCGCCCAAGGGCCCGGACCCCGACAUACCCCUCAUCUCGGCCCGGCUCUCGGGCGUGCGGCACAAGAUCCUCGUGCUGAGCGGCAAGGGCGGCGUGGGCAAGUCGACCUUCACCAGCCUCCUGGCACGCGCCUUCGCGACGAACCCGGACAGCAGCGUCGGCAUCAUGGACACGGACAUUUGCGGCCCCAGCAUCCCCAAGAUGAUGGGCGCCGAGGCCGAGACGAUCCACAUCAGCGGCGCGGGCUGGUCGCCCGUCUACGUCAUGGACAACCUGGGCGUCAUGAGCAUACAGUUCAUGCUCCCCAACCGCGACGACGCCAUCAUCUGGCGGGGCCCCAAGAAGAACGGCCUCAUCAAGCAGUUCCUCAAGGACGUCGAGUGGGGCGAUCUGGACUUCCUCCUCGUCGACACCCCGCCCGGCACCAGCGACGAGCACCUGAGCGUCAAUACCUUCCUUCGGGAGAGCGGCAUCGACGGCGCCGUCGUCGUCACCACCCCCCAGGAGGUCGCCCUGCUGGACGUCCGGAAGGAGAUUGACUUUUGCCGCAAGGCCGGCAUCAGGGUGCUGGGCCUUGUCGAAAACAUGAGCGGUUUCGUCUGCCCCGGCUGCAAGUACGAGAGCCAGAUUUUCCGUGCCACGACCGGCGGCGGCCGGGCCUUAGCCAAGGAGAUGGGCAUACGUUUUCUCGGGUCUGUUCCGCUGGAUCCGCAGAUCGGCAUGGCUUGCGACUACGGGGAGAGCUUCUUCGACAGUUUCCCGGACAGCCCGACCUGUGCUUCAUUGGAGAGGGUUGUGAGGGAGCUUGCCGAGGAGCUCGGACUGGCCCCUGAUAGUAUCCUCCCUCCCAAAGCAUGAAGGGAACAGGGCAAGCGAAAGGCUCGAAUGCAGCAGAUGGAAUAUCAACACGCAAGCUCUGUGAAGAUCUAAGGAGGCAACAACAACAGGCCCGUUAUGCUCGGGCGUUUCUCUGGAGAUCCAGACCAGCCAAACCACCGCUUUCCCCGGCCGAUAAAGAGCACCCUAGCUCGAGAAAGGCUCGAAUCUCCUUUCCAGCGAGACACGCAUUCUCUCGCCAGAGCACGAGACUGACAUCCCUCAUUCCGUGGCGAGCUUCGCCGGAAUCUCCUCGAGAUCAUCGGUAGAUUCGAUAUCAAUGAUCUUGCCAACCUCGCUCGUGUUCCUCAUGAGCUCCUUGGCGCCGGCGUAAAGCAUGCGGAGCUCGCUAUUGCAAGUGAUGGGCAGAUAGUACAACAUGACAUACGGCACCGACAGCCGCCCAGACGGCUAGAGGCACACAUCGCGGCGACGUUAGCACAGAGUUGCGCAGCCGGUGGGAAUUCUGCGUUCGACACAACAAAGACGUGUGCGAGGGAAGAGAAAUCGACCCAGUCUUACAAGGGUGACGGGAUAACUCAGCAGGACGAAACGCGGGGAGUGGUCCGGAAGAUCAUCGCCCAGCUCGUCCAGGCUCUUGUAUACAGUCUGGUCGGGGUCUUGGUGGAUCUCGUGCGUGCUCUUGUCGAUGAGAUCUGGUUCAAGGAGCAGUUACAGUUAGAUGAGCUGUGCAGGACGUGACCGAAACGAAGCAGGGAAGUUGGAAAGAGGGCACGACACUCGAAGGGAUAUGCCAGGUCAGACUACCAUUGGCCAUAAUGCCAGCCGGAUGUAACGCUAGGAAACACAUGUCCGAGGUCUGCACAUACAUAUGACGGCCUGGGGGUCUUUUGCCCUGGACGUCCCCAGUCUGAACUUGCGCAGGUGGUCCUUGCUCUCCUGGGAGAAGGUGUACAGCCUGGAUUCGGAACUCUAAGCGGAUUCGGGGGGUUAGUAGCUGCGACGUCGAUCCAUCGAGAGAGGUGUCGUCAGCACCAGGGGGGCCAGGGAGGUGGUACCAUGGUGAGGGCGGCCGCUGGAUGAAAGAUCCUUGGCAAGAACGCGGGGGCGCGAUGAGUGCAAGCAAGGCAGUUUAUCUAGUCGUUUGACAAAAACAACCUCGGGGGUAUUAAGGGGGGCGCGAUCUGAUGCGGAUAGCAGAUUCUGGCGUCGAGCUUGGUCGGUCGCGGGCAGUCCGUCCAUUCCACGUCGAGGCCAGGGUGCCAGCUUACCCCGCGGCCGCCUCGUGCCCCACUCAAUGACAAC